Nymphaea colorata (pocket water lily) is the source of this 5274-nucleotide messenger RNA. Its product is annotated as myosin-11-like. Gene Ontology annotation, molecular function: microfilament motor activity; actin filament binding; ATP binding. NCBI's taxonomy places the organism in Eukaryota, Viridiplantae, Streptophyta, Magnoliopsida, Nymphaeales, Nymphaeaceae. Gene Ontology annotation, cellular component: cytoplasm; myosin complex; actin cytoskeleton. Bases 647 to 5263 code for a protein of 1538 amino acids. The record is from RefSeq and is a predicted model, not a curated record. Gene Ontology annotation, biological process: vesicle transport along actin filament; actin filament organization. The transcript has 41 exons.
GGAGGCCAGAGGCGAUCUCUUCGCUCGUUGAUGGCUACCCGAGAGAGAGAGAGCUCGUCCCCUCUCUUUCUCCUCAGCUCUGAACAAGGUAGAGAGAUAUCGAAAGAGAGGGAAAGCCGCCUACUCUCCCGCUUCACCACCACCAUGCGUUCUCUCUCUCCCUCUCUCCUUCCACCGCCACCAGAAGGCUCCCUUUCAACCAGAAUGAGUUUUCCUUCCCUCUUCUUCCUCAUUCCCUUCCCUUUCGUUUUUUUGCAAGUACAGAGCAAGGAACCACAAAGCUCCCACCCUCGCUCUGUCCCUCUCUCUCUCUCUGUGCAGGGAUUCUUUGUGGAGGACACAUGCCCAAUCCUUACAAAGGUAGAGCAUUUUGUCCAUGCCUGGAGAUUCAUAUGUAGGAGAACAAUAAGGUCGGGGGGGCUGAGCUUAUGACUACACUUUGCUGAUUGCGUUGCCACCGGAAUCCGGUCAACGUCACCGGAGGCACUUGCUUGCAAGACGGAAAACUUUUGAAUCACCAUCAGGCAUCAGCUAUCGAAAAGUGGCUGGAUGUAUCGUGGGCUCAGAGCUUCAACCUUUCUGGUCAAGGUUCUCUGAACGUAGGCAGAACAACAUCGAGACCAAGGUGUAGAGGUCGGAGGAAAACAUGGACAAGUCACUUACUAGUGAUUCUCCGGCGAACAUAAUUGUGGGUUCUCGCGUAUGGAUUGAGGACCCAAAAGAAGCCUGGAUCGACGGCGAAGUUGCCCAAAUAAGCGGCGACAAAGUGACCGUCAACGCUUCCAAUGGCAAAACGGUGGUCACAUCCUUGUCGAAGACGUUUCCCAAGGACAUGGAAGCUCCUCCUGCUGGAGUCGAUGACAUGACCAAGCUAUCUUAUCUGCAUGAGCCUGGUGUCUUGCAGAAUUUAGCCACCAGAUAUGAACUCAAUGAAAUCUAUACAUAUACCGGAAGCAUUUUGAUUGCAAUCAAUCCGUUCCAAAGGCUGCCUCAUUUGUAUGACGUCCAUAUGAUGGAACAGUACAGAGGCGCACCCUUAGGUGAUUUGAGUCCUCAUGUUUUCGCCGUCGCAGAUGCUGCUUUCCGGGCAAUGAUCAACGAGGGGAAAAGUAAUUCGAUUCUGGUCAGUGGAGAGAGUGGUGCUGGUAAAACUGAGACAACAAAGAUGCUUAUGCGCUAUCUUGCCUUUUUGGGAGGGAGAGCUGCCACGGAAGGAAGCACAGUUGAGCAACAAGUUCUUGAGUCAAAUCCAGUGCUUGAAGCAUUCGGCAACGCCAAAACUGUUAGAAACAACAACUCCAGUCGCUUCGGCAAAUUUGUUGAGAUCCAAUUCGACAACAGUGGGAGGAUAUCUGGAGCUGCUAUCAGAACCUACCUUCUCGAAAGAUCGCGUGUUUGCCAAAUUUCAGAUCCUGAACGAAACUACCAUUGCUUUUAUCGUCUCUGUGCUGCACCCUCAGAGAUCGUUGAGAAGUAUAAACUGGGAAAUCCUAAAUCUUUUCAUUACCUGAACCAAUCCAACUGCUAUGAACUUGCUGGUGUGAGUGAUGCACAUGAUUACAUCGCCACGAGGAGAGCUAUGGAUGUUGUUGGUAUCAGUGAGAAGGACCAGGAUGCAAUUUUCAGAGUCAUCGCAGCAAUUCUUCAUCUUGGAAAUAUUGUUUUUGCUAAGGGAAAGGAAAUUGACUCUUCAGUUCUGAAAGACGAUCAAUCUAGAUUUCAUCUCAGCAUGACGGCUGAAUUACUCAUGUGCGAUCCUCAGUCCCUGGAAAAUGCAUUGAUUAAGCGUGUAAUGGUAACUCCAGAGGAAGUCAUCACAAGAACUCUCGAUCCUCUUGGUGCAGCUACUAGCAGAGAUGGUUUAGCAAAGACCAUAUAUUCUCGCCUGUUUGACUGGCUAGUGGACAAGAUAAAUAUGUCAAUUGGGCAAGAUCCAAGUUCAAAACAUCUGAUUGGCGUUCUUGACAUCUAUGGCUUUGAAAGCUUUAAGUUCAACAGCUUUGAACAGUUCUGUAUUAAUUUUACAAAUGAAAAACUGCAGCAACAUUUCAAUCAGCAUGUAUUCAAGAUGGAGCAGGAGGAGUAUAAGAAGGAGGAAAUUAAUUGGAGCUACAUAGAGUUUGUUGAUAACCAAGAUGUCCUCGAUUUAAUUGAGAAGAAACCUGGAGGUAUUGUAGCCCUUCUUGAUGAAGCAUGCAUGUUUCCGAAGUCUACACAUGAGACCUUUGCUCAGAAGCUCUAUCAGACCUUUAAAGCUAACAAGCGCUUUGCCAAACCAAAGCUAUCACAAACUGAUUUUACAAUUUCUCACUAUGCUGGUGAGGUUACGUAUCAAGCUGAUCAGUUUCUUGACAAAAACAAAGAUUAUGUGGUACCUGAGCAUCAGGAAUUAUUGAGUAAUUCAAAAUGUUCUUUUGUUGGAGCACUUUUCCCUCCUAUUCGUGAAGAAUCAUCCAAGUCUGCCAAAUUUUCAUCCAUUGGUUCACGAUUCAAGCUGCAACUUCAAUCUCUGAUGGAAACUCUUAACUCAACAGAACCACACUACAUCCGGUGUGUGAAGCCAAACAAUCUCCUGAAGCCUACCAUAUUUGAAAAUUCUAACGUUAUCCAACAAUUGCGAUGUGGUGGUGUUCUGGAAGCAAUUAGAAUUAGUUGUGCUGGAUAUCCUACUCGUCGAACAUUUUAUGAAUUUCUUCACCGUUUUGGACUUCUUGCAACAGAAGUAUUGGAAGGAAACUAUGAUGAAAAGGUUGCUUGUCAGAAGCUUCUGCAGAAGAACGGGUUGAAAGGGUUUCAGAUAGGAAAAUCAAAGGUGUUCUUGAGGGCUGGUCAAAUGGCUGAGUUAGACGCACGUAGGGCUGAGGUCCUCAAUAGGGCAGCCAAAACUAUUCAACGCCAAAUACGAACACACAUUGCGCGGAAAGAAUUCAUAGCACUACGGGAGGCUACCAUCAUUAUCCAAUCCAUUUGGAGAGGAAAUUUAGCUUGCAAACUCUAUGAACGCAUGCGUAAGGAAUCUGCUGCUCUGAAAAUUCAGAAGAAUUUGAGGAGGCAUAUAGCUAGGAAAGCUUACAUGCAGGAGCAGUUUUCAGCAGUUGUUCUGCAAACUGGCUUAAGGGCAAUGGCAGCUCGCAAUGAAUUCCGUCACAGGAGAAGAACCAAAGCUACAAUAAUUAUACAGGCUCAAUGGCGCUGUCAUAGAGAUUGCUCAUACUAUAUAAAGCUAAAGAGGGCAAUAAUUGUGUCUCAAUGCGCUUGGAGAGGAAGAGUUGCAAGAAGAGAACUUCGGAUGCUCAGGAUGGCUGCAAGAGAAACUGGUGCACUUAGGGAAGCCAAAGACAAGCUUGAGAAGCAAGUGGAAGAGCUUACAUGGCGUCUACAAUUGGAAAAACGCAUGAGGGCAGACUUGGAGGAGUCAAAGGCACAAGAGAUAUCAAAAUUGCAAGCGUCUUUGCAGACUAUGCAAACUACAAUUGAUGAGGCCAAUGCCAUGCUCAUGAAAGAACGAGAAGCUGCACGCAGGGCCAUUGAAGAGGCACCUCCCGUAAUUAAAGAAACACAGGUUAUUGUGGAGGACACCAAAAAAAUUGAGUCGUUAACAGCCGAAGUGGAUGAUCUGAAGGCAUCACUGCAAUCUGAGAAAGAAAAGGCUGAGGAUGCUGAGAAGAGAUUUGCUGAAGCACAAGAAAUUAGCGAACAAAGACGAAAGAAACUAGAAGAAACUGAAGUAAAAGUUACUCAGCUUCAAGAAUCCUUGCACAGGUUAGAGGAAAAAUUAUCCAACUUGGAGUCAGAAAAUCAGGUCUUUCGUCAGCAGGCAUUGUCUAUUUCACCAAACAGCAAGCUUCUCACUGGGCGAUCUAGGUCAAUUGUCCAGAGGAAUGCUGAGAAUGGACACAUAGUGGGCGGUGAUUCAAAAGCAGCCACAGAUUCACAUAGUACCACAUCAAGCCAACUUGAUGCUUCCGAAGUAGAGGACAAGCCACAGAAAUCUCUCAAUGAAAGACAGCAGGAGAAUCAAGAGUUGUUAAUAAAGUGUAUCUCGGAAGACUUGGGUUUCACUGGAAGCAGACCAGUUGCCGCUUGCAUUAUAUACAAAUCCCUUCUGCAAUGGAGGUCAUUCGAAGUUGAGCGAACCAGUGUCUUCGACCGCAUUAUUCAGAAAAUUGGUCAAGCAAUUGAGCCCCAGGACAACAAUGAUGUGUUAGCCUAUUGGUUGUCCAAUGCCUCUACUUUGUUAUUACUGCUUCAACGCACACUAAAAGCAAGUGGCGCAGCUGGCAUGGCUCCCCAGCGCCGGCGAUCAUCAUCAGCUACCUUAUUUGGGAGGAUGACUCAAAGUUUCCGGGGCUUGCCACAUGGCACUAAUCUUUCAUUCAUAAACGGGACUGUGAUCAGUGGAGGAGAUCCUCUAAGGCAAGUUGAAGCCAAAUACCCGGCUUUACUGUUCAAGCAGCAACUUACGGCUUAUGUGGAGAAGAUAUAUGGAAUGAUACGUGAUAAUCUGAAGAAAGAAAUAUCACCGCUGCUUGGACUGUGCAUUCAGGCACCUAGAGCAUCUCGUGCAAGUCUAGUGAAGGGAUCAGCACGUUCACUUGCAAGCUCUGCUGCUCAACAAACUUUAAUUGCCCACUGGCAAGGGAUAGUGAAAGCUCUUGGCAAUUGCCUAAACACAUUGAAAGCCAAUCAUGUGCCUCCAUUUUUAGUGCGAAAGGUUUUCACACAGAUAUUCUCCUUUAUCAAUGUACAGCUGUUCAACAGCCUUCUGUUGAGGCGUGAGUGUUGCUCAUUUAGUAAUGGAGAAUAUGUUAAGGCAGGGUUGGCAGAACUAGAGCAUUGGUGCUACACUGCUACUGAUGAAUAUGCGGGCUCUGCAUGGGAUGAGCUAAAGCAUAUCCGACAGGCAAUUGGUUUUCUGGUUAUACAUCAGAAACCAAAGAAAACACUUGAUGAAAUAAGCCACGAUCUUUGUCCCGUGCUCAGUAUACAGCAGCUGUACAGGAUCAGCACAAUGUAUUGGGAUGAUAAGUAUGGAACGCACAGUUUGUCCUCGGAAGUUAUUUCUAACAUGAGGGUGUUGAUGACUGAGGAUUCAAAUAAUGCUGUGAGCAAUUCUUUCUUGUUGGAUGAUGAUUCCAGCAUUCCCUUCUCGGUGGAUGACAUUUCAAAGUCGAUGGAGCAGAUAGAUAUAUCAGAUGUCGAACCUCCGCAAACGCUUCGCGAGAACUCAGGUUUCGCCUUCUUGUUACCGCGCACAGAGUAGUCUGAUGCUGA